Callorhinchus milii (elephant shark) is the source of this 680-nucleotide messenger RNA. RefSeq names its product chromosome unknown C3orf14 homolog (gene cep15). NCBI's taxonomy places the organism in Eukaryota, Metazoa, Chordata, Chondrichthyes, Chimaeriformes, Callorhinchidae. The record is from RefSeq and is a predicted model, not a curated record. The transcript is spliced from 5 exons. The coding region runs from base 137 to 574 and encodes 145 amino acids.
GCCGGGCUGUGGCUGUCGGGCCGGGGCCGGGCUGUGGCUGGGCGGAGGCCGGGGUUUGAGACACUUCCUUUUGUUAAAGGUGCUUUGUCAAGGAAUUAUACCCUUGAACGGCACAGAUAGGCUUACAUGAAUCAAAAUGUCCUAUUUAACUCAUGAAGUUCAACUGAGCAAGCGUCACGAAGAAAUAUUAGCUCAAAGAACUAUACUGCUUCAGCAAAUGGAAAGUCAGCUCGAAGAUCAGAAAAGUGGAAAACAGCUUCAAGCAAUAGAGUCGAAAGCAGCUAAUAAAAGAAAUGCAACUCUUUUAAAAGAUUUGGAAGCAGCAGAAGAAAGAUUAGAGGCUAGUUCACACAUGCAUCCUCAUCCCAGUGUUGCCACACUCAAGACGAGGUACUGGGCAUCUGUUGAACAAGAGCUUCCUAACUGGGAACAGUUUUUACUUGGGCAAAGAAUGAGUCCUAUCCAAGUCAGAAAACGGAAAUAUGAGAAAAAAACACAAAAAGAAAUAACGCAAGAGAAAGGCAAAGUUGCUCAUCUCACGACUCCUCCACACUCACCCAAACUGAAAAGCUGAGGUCCAUUAAACUGUAUCUCAAAUAUAUUUUGAACAAUUUAUUGUGUAACCUAAAACUUGUUUUUGUUUGCUGAUUUCUUCUAUGAAGCACUUUGAGACGUCUCGA